Messenger RNA from Daldinia decipiens, 1788 nucleotides. RefSeq lists its product as uncharacterized. Gene Ontology annotation, biological process: transmembrane transport; monoatomic cation transport. Bases 1 to 1788 code for a protein of 595 amino acids. Gene Ontology annotation, molecular function: monoatomic cation transmembrane transporter activity. The transcript is spliced from 5 exons. Gene Ontology annotation, cellular component: membrane. The record is from RefSeq and is a predicted model, not a curated record. NCBI's taxonomy places the organism in Eukaryota, Fungi, Ascomycota, Sordariomycetes, Xylariales, Hypoxylaceae.
AUGUCUUCUUUGGAUAACUCGGUCUCGGACCCGCGUCGAGGAUUUGUUCCCUUCAACCGCGGUUCUUUUCUACUUUCCCAGGAUGAGAAUCCCUCGCCAGCAUCACCGCACGGCCCUAGCACGCUUACCCAUCUGCUUAAGAGUCGUUCCCAUACCUCAUUACACAACUAUGGCAGCACCUGGCGAGGUGCCGUGCCCAACCUCUUAGAUGAUGAGGAAUCCGGCCUACUACCGUCUAUGUUCUCUCGUCCCCCAUCCGAACCCGAUGAUGAAGCCCACCGCCGGUCGCAAAGCGAAGAGCGUCGACUCCACCAAAUACUCCAUAGUUCAACUAUGCGCUCUAUGCUGCUUAUUGGCAAGUCGAACCCUCGAUAUAACUGGGCGCGCUACUGGAAGACGGAAGAACAGUUGAAUGAGAUGAGGAAGCCAUUGCGCGAAUACUACGAGCGCACCAAUUAUUUGGUACAGCAGUAUCUCUACAUUGAUCGUUUGCUCGACAGCAGUCUGCCCCAUGAUCUACUCAACGAGUAUAACGAUCUACCUCAUCAUUCGUUCAAGGAUGUGGAUAUCCCGGCUACUAUUUCGGAGGAGCAAUCAAGCGGUGCUAGCGUCACCAAAAGCAAUAACGGAAGUGGCCAGGGUGGCGAGGACCUGCUCGGUCCUAUAACCCCCCUCACGAAUUUCUCAAGCCCUCAAAAUGUUACCUUUUCGGAUGGCGAGGCGGGUGGCGACAGGGAUGUGGCGGCUCCAGGUGUAGUCGUAACGAAGAAGGUUAAGCGUACCCCGAAGGACAUUUACCGUGCUACUGAGACUACGCCCCUAUUUGUUAACGACGAGGAAGAGGAUGGUCCCAAGCCCGAGGUUCCAUGGCUAGAGGAAGACGAUGAAUUGGACAGUGGCGACAAGAUUGUGACGACAGCCAUUUAUGUUAACUUUACGGCAAACGUGCUCUUGUUAGCGGGCAAGAUUGCUGUCGUCGUUUCAGUAUCGUCCAUGUCAGUAUUAGCCAGUUUGGUUGAUGCGGUGUUGGAUUUCUUGUCAACGGUCAUAGUGUGGACGACUACCUGGUUGAUUUCCAGACAAGACCAGUACAAAUACCCUGUUGGCAGACGUAGAUUGGAACCUUUAGGUGUUUUAGUCUUCUCAGUCAUCAUGAUCACUUCUUUCGUUCAGGUCGCGCUGGAGUCGAUACAACGACUGGCGUCGCCUAAUCACGAGUUGGUUGAAGUCGGCAUACCGGCCCUCAGCAUUAUGCUUGGGACGGUCAUCAUCAAGGGACUGUGUUGGUUAUGGUGUCGGUUGGUCAAGAACUCGAGUGUUCAGGCUUUAGCUGAUGACGCAAUGACGGAUGUGAUUUUCAAUACGGGAUCCAUCCUCUUCCCUAUAGUUGGAUUUUACGCCAACAUAUGGUGGCUAGACGCUCUAGGUGGUCUUGUUCUGUCACUGGUCGUCAUCUUCAACUGGUCUAGAACAUCGCUGCAACACAUUAAGAAUCUAAGCGGGUUCUCGGCAACCGCCGAUCAACGGAACAUCUUACUUUACCUCACAAUGCGUUUCGCGAAGACGAUCAAACAGAUCCAGGGCCUGAAUGCCUACCACUCGGGCGAUAAACUAAAUGUCGAAGUUGAUAUUAUCUUGGACGCAUCUACCACGUUACGGGAUUCCCAUGAUCUUAGUGAAAGUUUGGGCUAUGUGCUAGAGUCAGUUCCAAUUGUGGAUAGAGCAUUUGUCCAUGCCGAUUACGCGAGUUACAAUCUGCCUACACAUAUGGAACAGCAGUGCAACUGA